Oldenlandia corymbosa var. corymbosa is the source of this 3801-nucleotide messenger RNA. Lineage: Eukaryota; Viridiplantae; Streptophyta; Magnoliopsida; Gentianales; Rubiaceae. The record is from the annotation of a GenBank genome assembly.
AUGGAGGAUCCAGCUGAAAUGGUAGCAGUCCAAGAUCUCCGGCCGAUGCCGCCGGCGUCAAGCGUCCGGCGGAGGUUAGUUCAAUCUACUUUGUUUCCGAUCAAUAAAAAAGAUCAAAUUUGCAAGAAUGGAGAUUAUAAAGGAGAAGGAGAACACGGCGGAGCUUACAAGGAAGAAGGGGAAGAAGAAGACGACGACGCGGAGGAGGAAUGGGAUUGUAAUAGUAAGAAGAGGACGCGAAAUUCUUCUGCCAGGAAGAAGAAGAAGAAGGCUAAUAAUAGUAAUUCGAAGACAACCCCGCGAUCUAGAGCUACUAAGAAGGUUGCUGUAAAUCCAGGAGAUGUUCCAAGCCUGAAGGUGGAUGAAGGAGAUUCUCCCGUUAUUAGAUCUAAUUCCCAGCUUCAGAACUCACUGGAAGGAAAUCAGAAAAUCCAGGAAAAUGAUGACGUGCCUGUCGUUUUAUUGGAAGAGAAUAGUGAGUCCUGCUCACCAAAUUCUCCUGCCAAUAAGAGGACUCCUAGAAAGCCGAAACAAAAGGCCAACUCGUUGGUGGAGGAGAAAAAGAAAACGAAGACCACACCAAAGAAAAAAGUAGUGAAUGGUCCCCAAAAAGGGCCAGAUGAACCCGCACCGCAACUUAUUCCUAACUUGAGGUUGGAAGCAAAAAAAUCUGCAGAGGAGAAUUCAAGAUUGUUUGCUGGAAAACAAAUUCAUCCAUUUUUUUCAUCAAUGAAGUCAAUCAAAAGAAACCAAGAGAUAAUUGAUCUGGAGAAUUCUUGCUGCUCUGUUGAAACAAAAGAACCAAGCCUUGUUUUCAACCCUAUUCAUGUCUUUGACCAUGCUGAGGAUGAUGCCUUGUCAUUAGACUGGGGGAAUUGGGUAUUUUAUGAUAGGGAUUCUCUGAAUAACCAAUAUGACCUAGGUUUUGUCUCCUUAUCUGCAUACGAAGGACAUGUGAGCUCUUUACAGUUUGAUGAAAUCUCCACUGUUGGUCUUCCAACCAGUGUUAAUGCGUGCCAAAGGGAGAUAUCUCUGGUUGAAUGUGAUACACUUCAUAAGGACUGUGGGGUUGAGAGAAAUGAAGCAUCUACCUCAGGUGUAAGCUGCUGUGACAAGUGGCAGGGAGGCUACAUUGAGCAAAUUUAUGGGGAGCAGCAAGCUAAUUGCUUAUGGACAGACAAAUUUCGACCAAGGAAGGCUGCACAGAUAUGUGGCAAUAGUGAUUCUGUUAAGUUUCUAACGGAUUGGCUAUGCAUGUGGCAUGAAAAAAGUUCUCAAGUUGGGAAAAGCAGCUUUUAUGACGAUAGUGCAGUUGACCAAGAUGAUGAUUGCUUCUCUUAUCCUAGUGACUCUGAUUCUGAAAAUUUCAAUGAUGAAACCUCUUUGAAUAAUGUUCUCCUCGUUACAGGACCAGUUGGGAGUGGGAAAUCUGCUGCCAUCUAUGCCUGUGCUGAAGAGCAAGGAUUUCAAGUUAUUGAGGUAAAUACAUCUGACUGGCGCAAUGGAGCCCUAGUAAAGCAGAGGUUUGGAGAGGCUUUGGAAUCACAUUGGUUGCAACGUAAAGUAAAUAUUAAAGAGAAUUCAGAGAAGGAACCUCCAUCAAAGUUUUUCCCAGGGAUGAGCCGAGGGUCUGAAAUUGAAGUUGUUGAGAUACCCCCAUCAGACGAAGACAAUCAACAAAAUAGUGAGAUGUCAUGUAAAUCAACUUUUGGGGUGGAUAAAAUUCAGGAGACUCAAAAUGUAAUGAAGACUUUGAUUCUGUUUGAGGACAUUGAUAUUGUUCUCGUUGAAGACCAUGGUUUCUUAUCCACAAUAAAGCAACUCGCCCGGACAGCAAAGCGUCCAAUGAUUUUGACUGCUAAUAGCAAAAACCCUGCCCUGCCAAGUAACCUGAAAAGGCUAGAGGUGUCUUUUGAAACACCAUCAUCAAAGGAGCUUCUUGAGCUUGGACAUGUGGUUUGUGAGACUGAAAAAGCUAAAGUUCCUCCUUGGUUGAUAGAUAGAUUUGUCAAAUGUUGUAAGGGUGAUAUUCGUAAAACUAUUAUGCUGCUGCAGUUUUGGUGCCAGGGUCAAAGUUUAAAGAAAGGUGACAGAUUGCAGAUAACCUAUCGUCCACUUCCAUUUGAACUUCAAGCUGGGCAUGCGAUACUUCCCAAACUAAUCCCUUGGGGUUGCACUUCUCAACUAUCUGAAAUUAUCGAGGAGGAGAUCACUAAGUCGUUAACAAUGAUGGAAGAACACAAAGGUUUAAUGGAGAUAGUUGUAGAACAAGAGUUAGUAGAUGGGAGAUCACAUGGAACUCCGACGUUUCGUGAUGAGACUUACUGGAUUGAUGCCAAGAAAGAAGCUAUGCUGAGCUUCCAUUGUUCAGUUCAGAGUGAAGGUGUGAUCUUAGCUAGUCCUGAUUAUAGAUGUCAAACUUCAAAUAUAUCUGGAUCCCCAGUCACGGUUUUCAGAAGAAAUGUAAGGAGAAAACUGGAGACAGUCAUCUCCUCCGAUUCUGAAGAGGAUCAUUUAGGUGAUAGUUCUCCUGCAAAUUUUGUUGGGGCGUCUUUUGAUGAUUCUUACACGAUGCAGGACAUGAAAACCAUUUAUUCUCCACAUAAAUUUACCAUUGGAAGGUGCUGCGUUCAAACUGAUCACCUUACCCACUCUGAAAAGGCCGGAGUGGAGCAAACUUUUACAGAAUGCUCAGAAAAUGUUACACAUCCACAAAGUAAUGGCUUUUGCACAUCAAUGGGAAUCUCCUGUGUUCCAGAAUCAUCCUUUGUCCCUGAGACUGAGGUUGAUGAUAAAACAGAGGUAUUCUCCGCAGAGGUAUCAUGCAGUCUUCUUCACAAAGAGGAAGGAAAUUCCACUUGCAGGGGUGCAUUAACAAACUCAUUUUUGGUUGAGAAUGAUAUUCUUUUUACCCCCUUUCUGGAUAAUCAUGAAAAGCUUGGUAAUUGUAGUAAUGUUGACGGGGCAAUGUUUCAUAAAGAGGAAGUAGGUGAUUCUCAUCUUGAAUGUGUGGAAGAGGGUGUCAGACAGCAUCCUAUGUUGGAUGAAUGUAGCCGUAUUGACUCCAUAGGAGUCAAGAACUUGGAAAGGCUUAGGUCUCAUGGACAAAUUGAGUCCAUCGAUGAAACAUGGAAAAGACUUCGUGAUUGUACUAUGGAUUUCCGAAGGUAUGUUACCCUUGAGGAGAAAGAUGUUCUCCAGGGUCUUGAAGUUGUUUCAGGAAUGUCUAAUUUAAUUUCGGAGGCUGAUCUACUGCUUAGUUCCUGCGAACCACAAAUUUGUGAUUCGGUCGAACCAUCAUUGCUACCCAGUGAGAGUUCACAAUUAUGUAGCUGGUAUGAGGAUCAUCUGCAUAUGUCAUCGACCAUGGCUCAACAUGGUAUUUGUUUCUACGCCAAGAGAACUGUUGCACUAGGAUUAAGAAGGGGCUUAUUGGAUAGAGUAGAUUUGGCACAGGAGAUGUUAUCCUCUUCUACCAGUAACAUGGCUCUUGGAAAAUUACUUAGUGUGGAAAGUAAAGUAGCGAAGGAUAUGGAGGUGCCAUCACGGAUAAAUAGCAGUUCCUUGAGAAGGGAGAUGGACUUGUCCAUUGGCAAUAUACUUCAGUCUUUAGUUUCCACCCGAUCGCAUCUAUCUUUACGUGGUGAUGCUUUUCAUGAUUAUCUCAGUUCAUUGAGUAAGAUCUCAAGAUUAGAAUCAAUGAGAUUGUCCGAACAGGCAUCAGCAGAAAAGAAGAGAAGGUAUGUCCGCUGUCUUUUUGCUGUGACUCGGCAAAUUCUCAGCUUUUGCAGGUGCUCAUAG